Messenger RNA from Vanrija pseudolonga, 657 nucleotides. RefSeq lists its product as uncharacterized. NCBI's taxonomy places the organism in Eukaryota, Fungi, Basidiomycota, Tremellomycetes, Trichosporonales, Trichosporonaceae. Bases 1 to 657 code for a protein of 218 amino acids. The transcript is spliced from 2 exons. The record is from RefSeq and is a predicted model, not a curated record. Gene Ontology annotation, biological process: GPI anchor biosynthetic process. Gene Ontology annotation, cellular component: endoplasmic reticulum membrane.
AUGCCGACCGACAGCCUGACAAUAACGCCCAGUCUCAGCACCUCGCUGCACCCCAAGCUCCACUUGACCGGCGCGAGCCCCCAGCAGGCCCCAUGUAUCCUGCACCUGACCGUAACCCUCUCCGACGCGCUAUUCCCCGACCCCGCCGAGCUGGCCGACCUGUUCGGCGCGCCGUCGUCCACGCCCCUUACCGCCUCGUCGCCCUCCUCGCCAUCCCUCGAGGCAGGCCUGGACCGGACACGCUGGCAUGCCGAGCCCUCCGUGAUUGACAUUGAGCGCCCCCUGGCCCCUGGGAGCGUCAGCCUGUCCCUCGCUAUUCCCGUCCGCUCGGGCGACGCGCUCGAGCUCGAGAUUCCGCUGCAUGCGCGAUAUCUGCCGCCUGAUGAGGCGGGCGUGGUCAACGUCACUGCUGUUGAACAGAUCUCUGGGGAUUGGACGUGCUUCGCGCGCCGUGGUGACGUGACGCACUUCCCCGUUAUACCCCCCGCGCCGGUCAUCUACGCCCUGCCUACUGCGCGCGCGUCGUACCGCCUCCCUGUGGAGAUCGCGACCGCGGCUAUUGUGUGGGCUGGGUUCGCCUACAUUGCGUACAAGAUUGCUGCGGUUGUCGCGCGAUCCACGCGCGCAAGGACAGCGAGCCGACCAAAGGUUGAGUAG